AUGUCACAGUCCCGGAUCAUAGACCUGGUCAAGACCCAAUGUCGCAUCUUCUCCCUCAAUUUCAACCCGCAACGACUCCGACUAGGCAAUAAGAUUCUGCGUCAACGGCUACGCGGGCCAGCACUCUCAGCAUGGUAUCCGAAGAAGACCGUCUCGUUCCGAGAUCUCCAGAACACCUACAAGCCCCUUGGCUUAACGACGUUUGAUGAAGCCGAGGAUGACCGAGAGGAAGCCAUCCAAAUCGCCAAACUUCGAGGAAAGGGUCGACCUAAGAAGAAGAGGACCGCAGCGGAAUCGAGGUCUUCAAAGAAGAAGAAAUAG
Penicillium canariense is the source of this 321-nucleotide messenger RNA. Its product is annotated as mitochondrial 37S ribosomal protein mS33. The transcript is spliced from 4 exons. The record is from RefSeq and is a predicted model, not a curated record. Gene Ontology annotation, cellular component: mitochondrion. Bases 1 to 321 code for a protein of 106 amino acids. NCBI's taxonomy places the organism in Eukaryota, Fungi, Ascomycota, Eurotiomycetes, Eurotiales, Aspergillaceae.